AUUCCCGUGUCCUUGCUCAUCCCAUUCCUUUCUAUUGCAAAAUCUGUUUCUGUGUGGCAAGCAAGGGGAAGAGAGACAGACAGACACAGGGAGCACAGCCGCCGGUCUUCUGUGUGCCUUUAACUAUGACUGAGGCAGAGCUGUAUACGCAGUACAGAGGGGUCCUGGUGCCCUCAGCUGUGCACAGUCCACAGAGCCUGAAAUACUACGAAGAGUUUACCUUCCGCCUGGAUGAUAUCAUCAUUGCAACAUAUCCCAAGUCUGGUACAACUUGGAUGCAGGAGAUUGUCCCUCUGAUCAUGAGUGGAGGAGAUCCAGCUUCUGUUGAGACUCUUCCUAACUGGGACCGUGUUCCCUGGCUGGAGGAGACCCGGGCCUGCAACCUUAACCUUGAAGAGAGGCCGUCUCCACGAAUGUGUACAACACAUUUCCUGUACAACAUGAUGCCUCCAUCUUUCUUCAAAGUGAAGCCAAAGGUUAUCUAUGUGAUGAGGAACCCCAAAGAUGUGUUUACAUCUUUGUUUCACUAUCACGGGAUGGCAUCCUUCCUGUCAAACACAGGCACACAGAAUGAAUUCCUCCAUAAGUUCCUCGAUGGAAAAGUCAUGUUUGGCUCAUGGUUUGAUCAUGUGAAGAGCUGGCUGAAUGCUGAAGAUAAAGAGCACAUCAUGUACAUCUCCUAUGAAGAGAUGAUUAUGGACCUGAAGGACUCUGUGGCCAGAAUCGCUCAGUUCUUGCAGAAAUCUCUGGACGCUGAGGUGAUAGAGAAGAUAGCAGACCGAUGUUUGUUCAAGAACAUGAAGAAGAACAACAUGUCAAAUUACUCUGUUGUUCCACGUGAAAUCAUGGACCAGACAAAGUCAGAAUUUCUCAGGAAAGCUUUCUCAAUAGGACUGCAAUAUUGUCUUCACCUCCCUGCUCCCUCUGCUGUUGAAACUUGUUGGUGGCUGCCUCGUCUGGAGAGUGAGCAGUCUUGCAUCGGUGGGUGUGGAGCCGCGCCGAUGAUGCCUUGGGCGUGGAGGGCUGCAGCCGCCAGUGGGGAAGCAGCAGAUCAAUCAUCUCCAGGGGAGCCCCAUGGCCAGAAAGUCAUCAAUGUGAUGAGAAACCCCAAAGAUGCUUUUACAUCGCUGUUUUAUUAUUCUGAGAUGGCCUCCUACUGGGUCAACCCAGGCUCACAGAGCGACUACCUUCACAAGUUCCUUGAUGGAAAAGUUGUGUACGGCUCAUGGUUUGAUCAUGUGAAGAGCUGGCUGAAUGCUGACGAUAAAGAGCACAUCAUGUACAUCUCCUACGAAGAAAUGAUAAUGGACCUGAAGGAUUCUGUGGCCAGAAUCGCUCAGUUCUUGCAGAAAUCUCUGGACGCUGAGGUGAUAGAGAAGAUAGCAGACCGAUGUUUGUUCAAGAACAUGAAGAAGAACAACAUGUCAAACUACAACACUGUUCCUCGUGAACAGAUGGACCAGACAAAGUCUGAAUUUCUCAGGAAAGGGAUUGUUGGAGACUGGAAAAACCAACUAACAGUGGCAGAAGCAGAGUACUUUGAUGCUGUUUACAAAGACAAAAUGAAAGAUGUCCAGUAUAAAUUUGCAUGGGAGUAAAAAGAAGUGAAUGGAAAUACUUACUGGAAGUCAUUUCACCAUACAACGAUGCACAGAAACUUGUAAUAAAGAUGCAGUUGAUUCUGAUGUA
Epinephelus fuscoguttatus (brown-marbled grouper) is the source of this 1689-nucleotide messenger RNA. Its product is annotated as sulfotransferase 2B1-like. Gene Ontology annotation, biological process: sulfation. Bases 126 to 1598 code for a protein of 490 amino acids. The record is from RefSeq and is a predicted model, not a curated record. Gene Ontology annotation, molecular function: sulfotransferase activity. Gene Ontology annotation, cellular component: cytoplasm. NCBI's taxonomy places the organism in Eukaryota, Metazoa, Chordata, Actinopteri, Perciformes, Serranidae. The transcript has 10 exons.